AUGGUACCCUCAAUGGCUAAGUGGAGUUUCAUCCUCCUUUUCGUUUUGUUGAAAUAUCCUCAACAAGUAAAAGGAUGGAAGGAAGUUCCUUGGUUUGAUAGUACACAUGUUCUCUCAGCUCCAAAAGGACACUACGUGGAACUAAAGUUUACCAUGCGCAGUACCUGGUGGAAUCCACGACCAUGCCUACAGGAUAACUAUCUUGAGAUUCGUGACGGCAAUAGUCGGUCAGCCAACGUUCUUGGUGUAUUCUGUAGAGAUCACAAAACUGCUGUAGUGCGAUCCAGUGGACGGUACUUGUGGUUGAGUUUUUUCCCUGAUAACAGACUUGAUUUGAGUGCAGAAUAUUCGGAAAAAUCCUUCAAUCAAACAGCCACACCCACCAUGAUCCAAGUACCCAAGACACAGACUGUAUUUUCGAACAGAACCUCCGACCUGUGGUGCCCGGUGGAAGGUGCGCCAGCUCCAUACAUUGUAUGGAGAAAAAAUGGUGUUGUUGUUCAAAAUAGUACCAGUGUAAGAUAUCAGCUUGUAGCUGCAGAAAAGAAUGUGAAUUACAGCUGCGAGGUACGAAGAGAUAAUAACGUAUCAAGGAGAGAAAUCAGCCUCAGCAUUGAAGAGUGCCCAGGCCCUUGUGAGUGCCGCAUGUUGAAGGGAACAUACAAUCUGUCGCGUGUGAACUGUGCAGGAAAAGAAUUGAUGUCGUUUCCGUGGAAAAUUCCCCUCACCACAGCGGCGUUGAACUUGAGUAACAACCAGUUGAACGACUUGUCACAAGAUAUUUUCAGCAACAAUACUCACCUGGCUUGGCUGUAAGCUAAGAUUAAACAAAUCUGUACUGUGUGCAUUUCAAUUUAAAAGGGCAGUGAUAUCCUAACAGGGACUGACAAUGAUAUGUCGUUAAUAAAUAUAAGUAUUCGUCAUUAGCUGCUUUGAAAGCCAUUGCGUAUUCAACACAGUAACAUCUCUCACCUGGGAUGGCUGUAAGCUAACAUUCGU
Molecule: messenger RNA, 999 nt
Organism: Pocillopora verrucosa
Lineage: Eukaryota; Metazoa; Cnidaria; Anthozoa; Scleractinia; Pocilloporidae
Source: RefSeq, a predicted model, not a curated record